GUUGCCUAAUGGGAUUACCUCUUAUGCCGACGUCAUGGGGAGCUGCUGCAGUUGUCUGUGCAGGGACAGCAUCCCAGACAACCAUCCCACCAAAUUUAAGGUGACGAACGUGGACGAUGAAGGUAACGAGCUGGGAUCUGGGAUCAUGGAGCUGACGCAGACGGAGCUCACCUUGCACACGCACAAGCGGGAUGCUGUCAGGUGGCCCUACCUCUGCCUGCGCCGCUACGGCUACGAUUCCAACCUCUUCUCCUUUGAGAGUGGACGUCGCUGCCAGACAGGGCAGGGAAUUUUUGCGUUUAAGUGUUCCAGAGCAGAGGAGAUCUUUAAUUUGCUCCAGGACCUGAUGCAAUGUAAUAGUAUCAAUGUAGUGGAAGAGCCUGUUGUCAUCACCAGGAACAGUCAUCCCACAGAGCGGGAGCUGUCUCGGACUCCCCAGGCAUCCAACAGUCUAGGGUACACUGUCCCAGGGCUUCCCAAUGGAUUUCACAGCUUCCCUGGAGAAACCCUAUCUUACUCCACAGCUCGUCCCCCCUCCGUGAGCAGCCUGAGACAUUCUUCUGUUGGUGAAGACUCUACCCAUGCCCUCAUUGGACCUGAUGAGCAGUCCCACACCUAUGUGAACACAACCAGUGGUGAGCAGGAGCUGCGGGGCCGGCACUGUAUGCACUCCUUGCCUGAAGUCCACCCUCCUUUCCCCCAUAGGAACCACAGCUGCUCCCUGGAAGACCGCAAUCCCCAGGUCUUUCUGCAGCCGGGGGAGGUUAAGUUUGUGUUAGGCCCCGCGUCCACCUACAGGCACGUGGUGAAGCGAGACAGCACCUGCCAGCACCCGCGGGAGCCCGGCCUCACGCCUCCCGCCGCCCACCGGACGGACUCCUAUGCGGUCAUUGACCUCAAAAAGACAGCAGCCAUGUCCAGUUUGCAAAGGGCCCUGCCGAGAGACGAUGGGACUUCGAGGAAAACUCGACAUAACAGCACUGACCUGCCUCUGUAAGGGGAACGCCGAGUGCGAGCACCGUGUUGUGGCUUCGGUAUCUGCCCGUCACUGUGUUGCCCAGCGUGACUUUCGUUUGCCAUUGCCUUCUGCUUUCCCGUUUACCCCGUUACCUGGCGUCAUGGGAUGGCUCCUGUAGCUCACGUGAAGGCUGAUCUGUUUGCAGGUCUUC
Tinamus guttatus (white-throated tinamou) is the source of this 1169-nucleotide messenger RNA. NCBI's taxonomy places the organism in Eukaryota, Metazoa, Chordata, Aves, Tinamiformes, Tinamidae. The record is from RefSeq and is a predicted model, not a curated record.